Messenger RNA from Fonsecaea multimorphosa CBS 102226, 795 nucleotides. RefSeq lists its product as uncharacterized. Lineage: Eukaryota; Fungi; Ascomycota; Eurotiomycetes; Chaetothyriales; Herpotrichiellaceae. Bases 1 to 795 code for a protein of 264 amino acids. The transcript is spliced from 3 exons. The record is from RefSeq and is a predicted model, not a curated record.
AUGGCCUCCUCCAAACACGAGUUAUAUGGAACAGUCAUGAUCACUGGCGCGCUCUCCGACUUGGGGGAAAGGCUCGCCCUAGCAUUCGCCUCCGAGGGUGCGUCGGCUAUAUUCCUGACGGACGUCACGCAAAACGAAAGCGAGCUCAUCAAGCUGGCGGAAAAAGUCGACCAGGCGUUUUCCAUAUCUAAAAGCAAAUCCAAAUGCCGAUACGGAGUCUUGAGGUCUGCUCACGAUGAAGGUGCAAUCUCCGCCACCGUAGAAGAGUGCGUAAAGGCCUUUGGAGGCAUCGAUUUUGCCGUCAACAUUGCCUGUCAGAGUGUUGAGCGCAAGAACGUGCUCGAAACCAGCGUGGCCGAGUUCGAUUCCUACGUGGCAAAUACUAUGGUGAAGGUAUUCUUUUACCAACAGUAUCAGGCCAGGCAGAUGGCCAGCCAAAAGCCGGCUCACGCAAGCAUUGUCAAUGUCUCGACAGCAUUGGGAUUGGCCACGACCCCACGCGCCACGAUGGAAGCUUCCAGCCAGCAUGGCGUGGUGGGAUUUACCAGGUCUGCCGCUCUAGACUGUGCACCUCUGGGAAUUCGUGUCAAUGCCGUAUGCCCAGGAGUGCUUGAGACUGUGAGCGAAACAGACCCUGUCCUCGCAAGUGCAGAGACCAAGAAGGUUCCAACGGCUCGGCUGACGGGGAUCGAAGAGGUCAUUGGGGCGAUUCUCUACUUUUCUGGCGCUAUGGCCUCUGGUAUCACAGGUCAAUGCGUCGCUAUAGAUGGCGGGUGGCUCCUCCGACAUGUCUAA